CAUAAAUAGGGUUUUAUCUUUGCUCUUUCCAAUCUCUAGUCUAGCUUCAGAGUUUUGUUUGGAGGCCAUGAAAACUGCAAAACUAAGAACCAAAGAUGUUACAUUCUCGGAUAGGAUCAGUCACUUACCUGACGAUUUGCUCUUCAUAAUCCUCUCAUUAAUCCCAAUAAGCGAUGCCAUGUAUACAUGCUUACUCUCCAAACGGUGGAAAUCUCUAUGGAAGAUGAUGCCAACGCUUGAGUACGACGAAAGUUGUUGUGACAACAUUGCUUGGCGUGGAUUUAACAGUUUUUGUCAGAGGUCUUUGCGGUUACACGAAGCUCUGUUUCUAAAAACCCUAACUGUCAAACUUGGACAAAACUCGAGGGAUCUGAAACUCCCAAGUAGUUUCCCAAACCUAGUCGUCCUGAAACUCCACACGGUUUCUCUUUACUUUGCUGAUUCACCACCAUCAACUUUUUGUUUCCAGUCCUUGAAAAGUUUGCACCUAACACAUGUUAGGUUCCGUGGGGAAGAAGCUUUCUCCAAGCUAACAUCGGCUUGUCCUGUUCUUGAAGAUCUAUUCUUUGAUGGUGUUACCACCAAUGACUCAACUUCUUUUUUCACCAUAUCGCUAGUUUCUCUACAUAGAUUCGAGAUAAAAGAUAAUACUUCUCGGGCUCGCUACGGCCAUUCUAGCUACAACUACAAAUCUCGAUUCAAGAUAAACACUCCUUCUUUGAAGUACUUAAACUUAUCGAUGGAAGAUUUCUGUGGCCGUUUAGAGCUUGAUGAAGAUAUGCCUAAUUUGGUGGAGGCUCGUCUCGAUGUUGAUCCUUAUAAAACUGACGAGUUACUCAGAUUUCUUACCUCAGUCCAGUUUCUUUCCAUACAUAUAUAUGCUGAAGAGGUUCUGCUUCUUGCUGAGAAAAUCUCUCAUCGGCUUCUUCAUCUUGAACUAUAUAUUUAUGGCAAAUGUACACGUAAUCUGCUUCUGCUUUUGCUUAAACAUGCCCCUAAACUACAAUUUCUCAAGCUUCAAGAGACACAAAGGAUGACACGGCCUACUGCUCGUGUCAGAAAGUUCAAGGAUCCACCACCUUCAGUCUGUAACCCCAGCUCGGUUCCUGAAUGUGUGUCCUUCCAUCUUGAAACUUUUCAAUUGACUGGCUACGAAGGAAGAGAGGAAGAGAUAGAACUCGUAUAAGUCUAAUGCUCUGUUUUAUGAACUCAAAUAUAAAGAAACUCUUCUUUAUUAACUUAAGAAACUUCUCAAAACUUAAGUUCUCCAAAUCACAAACCCUUAAACUCUUAAGGUAUGCAACACUCUUGCAUCUACUUAUAUAGGAAACACAUUAUCCUAAACUCUUAGGACUUAUCU
This is a messenger RNA of Raphanus sativus (radish), 1360 nucleotides long. RefSeq names its product putative F-box/FBD/LRR-repeat protein At5g56810. Bases 68 to 1186 code for a protein of 372 amino acids. The transcript has 2 exons. The record is from RefSeq and is a predicted model, not a curated record. NCBI's taxonomy places the organism in Eukaryota, Viridiplantae, Streptophyta, Magnoliopsida, Brassicales, Brassicaceae. Gene Ontology annotation, molecular function: protein binding.